Dichomitus squalens LYAD-421 SS1 is the source of this 1359-nucleotide messenger RNA. RefSeq lists its product as uncharacterized. The record is from RefSeq and is a predicted model, not a curated record. Lineage: Eukaryota; Fungi; Basidiomycota; Agaricomycetes; Polyporales; Polyporaceae. The transcript has 4 exons. The coding region runs from base 1 to 1359 and encodes 452 amino acids.
AUGAUCUUGACACCCGCGGGUGCACCUCCUUCACUGUGCUCUGCUCCAGGGGAGGCAUCCUCAGCAGUAGCAAAUCCCGCACAGAGUCCUGCAACAGUACCACAACCACAAAGGCCUCUUCUCGACAUAUCAAACUCGCCUACAGGUCGACGCAUACAAGGCGGAGAAGAUAGCGUAGGAGACACCUUAUUCCUUGAAACGCUCAAAGUGCCGACUGUGAUACUCGAAACCCCGUCCAUCUCGCAUACUAUGGCCGCCGCUCUCUCCCUAUCCCUUCUGGGCCACACACUCUUCCUGAAGAGUCAAGUGCCCUUUCCCAUCGCCCAACUCUCGCGCAUGCCCGGCGGCAAGAGCAACCCCAAGGCCGCCAAGAAGCGCGACGAGCUCCUCGCCACAUUUGACACCCUCGCGUCCCACCUUCAGACCACAUUCGUUGCGAUCUCCACCGCGUACGCCAAAUGCAAGUCUGCGACGAGCGACGAGAACGGACACAUCAGGGAUGUCGCGAGGCCUAGCCGAGGAACGGCGCACCUGAUGUUCGUCUUUGGUCCAAGCGCGAACGCUGCGCGCGCUCGUAUUGUGCUCACUAUUGAUGGCUUGGACGUCAAGGUGUGGGGAGUGCGACCAUGCGAUUCGUUAUCCCGUGACGAUGACGAUGUCGACGGCGAGGAAGACAGUGAUGAGGACAGCCAACGAUCAGCAGAGGUCUCUGAGGAGGAAGGGAGCGACUCGGAAGACGACGCGAGCGAAGAAGACGACGUGAGCGACGUAGAAUCGUUUGGUUCGGAUUCUGGGUCAGGUCCUCCACCAUCCCGCUCCCCUUCUCCCUUACCCCCAAACCCAUCCACGACUUCACGCGAUGCAUCCCCUGCACCGGCACCUACGCCAGAGCUGACAUAUGCGGAGGAACAGCAAACGCUCCGCGCCGCCGAGCGCCUGCUCUCGCGCACGCUGAUGAACGCGUGGGUGGACGGCGAAGGGGACAUGUCUAGCGAGCUCGCUCCGACGCAAACUCACCUGUUCCUCCGCGCCCCCCGACGAUUCGCACACCCCGCCUGGGCCGCCCGUCAGAACCUGACGCGCGCGUUGGACGGCGUACUAGCCAGCUUCCUCGAAGACGCGGGCGCUCUCCCAGUGCCCCCAGCUGCGAGGCCCAAGUCCAAGUCUAAAGGCGUGCGCACCGAGGGCGCGUGGAUCGGCUGCAGGGGCGGGUCCGCUUACGCUGCAAAAGCGCAGAUCAGCUCGUCUGUGGGGCGCGGGGCGGAUGUGGAGGACUCGACGCUGGGCAGGGCGGACGAGGAGGACGAGGAGAUCUGGUGGGCUUGGGAGGGCAAGAUCGUGGGCUUUGCGGAUUGGUGA